Molecule: messenger RNA, 479 nt
Organism: Drosophila nasuta
Lineage: Eukaryota; Metazoa; Arthropoda; Insecta; Diptera; Drosophilidae
Exons: 3
Coding region: 1-435 (144 amino acids)
Source: RefSeq, a predicted model, not a curated record
AUGUUCUAUCUACAAAAUUUUCUAUUCAUCUUUUCACUGCGUUUUGGCUGUCGUCUCAUUGCUUAUACCGAGAUUUGUGCCUAUGGCUAUGGCGUCUAUUAUAUGUUUCGUGAAUUUGGUUUUAUUGAGCUCAUGGAAUCGAUGAUUAUCAUCUCCUUGGGCACCUCCUGCAUUCUGGCCAUAUUGAUGCUAGUCUCUACGCUGCAGGAACAUGAAUCAACUGGCAUUAUUUUCACGUAUCUCAUGUGGGGCAUAUUCACGACCAUUUUCCUGGCCAUCUUUUACAUUCUGAGCUAUACGAAUGGCAAAAUGAAAUCGGUACCGCUGUUUGUGGCACUCUUGGUGGGCACAACAAUUAUCAAGUGUUAUGCUUUGUUGGUUGUAUUGUCGUUUAUGCACAUGCUCGUUUCCUCUGACAGUGAUGAUUCCUCCUAAGAUAAGAUAAGAUAUAUUUUGUAAAACAUACAUUUCUUUAUUCC